Molecule: messenger RNA, 849 nt
Organism: Suillus subaureus
Lineage: Eukaryota; Fungi; Basidiomycota; Agaricomycetes; Boletales; Suillaceae
Exons: 5
Coding region: 1-849 (282 amino acids)
Source: RefSeq, a predicted model, not a curated record
AUGAUCCCCAAAACUGAUGACCAGCCCUUGGGGAAGGACAAAUCUGAUAUCUACAGUGUUCUUGCCCGUCUCAUAUUCGCCAACCACCUCAAAUAUGGCAACACAUACCACCAGAAUCCAGAGAAAUUUUGUGACUCAGUUGCCAACCACAUCAUGAGGUACAAGCUCAAGACCAGCCUUACUUCAACUGGCACUGGUGUACUGCCCAGUGAUGGGUAUGCAAAUUUAUUAGCCAAAAUCAACAGUGAAUGGAAGUGGUUUUCUGACCUUGAUGCAAUUUGGCACUCAAACCCCACAUUCACAGUUGCAUCGCACUCAUCAAGGCCAGGUGUCGAUCAUGCAGCCCCCCCUCAUAACAAUCCUCCCAUCAACCCACAUCUACUCCAACCUGCUUCAUCUCUUGCCCCCAUUUUUCAUAAUGGGCAACCUGGUCUUCCCCCUGCUCCCCCCCCUGGUUUUCCCCCUGCUCUCCCCCCUGGUUUUCCCACCCAUCCCCCUCAGGUCCACCUUUACGGCCUCCCUAACAACAACAACAACAAUAUGAUACCUGACAAUGACUAUUCUGCUGGUACAUUUUCUGCCCCCCCAGCGCAGGACCACCAGCAGGAUGACAACAUGCUCCUCAAUAGCCUGCCGAAAGUUGCGGGGAAGAAACAACACAACGUAGCAUUGCCCUCGCCCUCACCCUCGCCCCCUCCUGAACCCCCUCACCCUUUCUCAAUGCCAGAGAAGUUCCCUACCUCUUUCUAUGACACAGCCUUCCAGUCACAGGGGGCACUGCAAAGCUUCGUCGAUGUCAUGCAGUAUCUCAACCCCCUCAUCCACAACCUGCAACACAACGUCAUCUGA